AUGUCUUGGGGAAGCGUUGAAGUAUACGAUUCAUAUCCUGCCGUCGCCCCUGCCAAGUAUGUGGGAACUCUUAAGGGCAAAGUUGCAGUGGUCACGGGGGCUUCCACUGGCAUCGGAAGAGCAAUCGCAAAAGCAUUCGUCGCUGCCGGAGCCUCAGUGGCCGCAAUCGCUCGACGCCAGCCUGAGCUCGAUUCGCUUGUCAAUGAGGUUCAUGCAGCGGCCAAUUCUAGCGGCCGCUUGAGCACCAUAGUUCCCAUCGUUGCCGAUCUCACAGCAAAUGACGCCGGUAAACGUAUUGUCACCGAAGUUGAGCAAGAUCUUGGACCUAUCGACAUUCUGAUCAACAACGCUGGCGGCCUUCACGUGGGACUGCUCGGCGAAGAAGAGGACGCAGACUCAGAUCUAUGGUGGAAAUCCUACCAAAUAAAUCUUGGGGCGCCACUUGCUCUGAUCAGUGCUGUGCUUCCAUCGAUGCGUCGACGGAAAACUGGUGUGAUUCUCAAUACAAGUGCUGCUGGGGUGACACUGUGUGCCCCUGCUCUGUCAGCCCAGUGUGCAUCCAAGGCUGCACUUAGCAAGUUGACAGAGGUGCUGGCAGCAGACAUGCAGUUUGCUGGAUGUCCAGACAUCCUGGCAUUUGCUGUCAACCCUGGCACCGUUAAAACCGAAGGAUGUACGUAUGUCUUGGAUCCAAAUAAGAAGUACGCUGACUCGAUCAUGACAAUCACAGUGGAGAAGGGCAUCAGUCACCCGGUCAUGCAAACCAUGAUGUCGUCUUUACCUGGCGACAUCAAGAUGAAAUCCUCAGAGCUGUGUGCAGACGUUAUGGUUGCUCUCGCUGCAGAUCCUGCGUAUCGUGUGCUCAACGGCUUACAUCUGAAUGCCUCUGAGCCACUUCCCUUGGUCCUGGAGGAAGCUCAAAAGGAGGGAAAAGGCAGAAUCGGCGCUGAGAGGCUGUACACGGUCAAGGUCGAUACUCUGAACUUCUGCAUGUAA
This is a messenger RNA of Zasmidium cellare ATCC 36951, 996 nucleotides long. RefSeq lists its product as uncharacterized. The transcript has 2 exons. The record is from RefSeq and is a predicted model, not a curated record. Bases 1 to 996 code for a protein of 331 amino acids. Gene Ontology annotation, cellular component: membrane. NCBI's taxonomy places the organism in Eukaryota, Fungi, Ascomycota, Dothideomycetes, Mycosphaerellales, Mycosphaerellaceae.